Messenger RNA from Hevea brasiliensis (rubber tree), 2190 nucleotides. RefSeq names its product rust resistance kinase Lr10. Gene Ontology annotation, biological process: protein phosphorylation. The transcript is spliced from 3 exons. The record is from RefSeq and is a predicted model, not a curated record. Gene Ontology annotation, molecular function: ATP binding; polysaccharide binding; protein kinase activity. NCBI's taxonomy places the organism in Eukaryota, Viridiplantae, Streptophyta, Magnoliopsida, Malpighiales, Euphorbiaceae. Bases 274 to 2103 code for a protein of 609 amino acids.
AUAUAUUAAUCUAUAUUCGAUCUAAUGAAAAUUCAUCUCUUUUGAUUCAUUGAAUUCGAGCUUGAGAUGUCGCUGUCAUUGAACUGGUCUGAUGAGAAUUGCAAACCAUAGAAUUCAUCUUUCCAAGUUCCCAUCCCAGUUUUCAUCUGGGUUAUUGGUUUCUUAAUUGUUAGUUAUGUAGUUGAAUCACAGUGUGAGCUUCAUGAGGCAGGAGAUUGAUCUGACUACUUUUGUCCUUGAGAAAAGCAUACAAAAAGAAUAGGUGAAGGCCUGAUGAUGAAUUUCUGCCUCAUCUACUUCUUGAUUCUGGUCCUUGUAGACCAUGGAUUUGGGUUUAACAUGGAUGAGUGCAAAGAAUCUAAAUGUGGGGGUCAUGGUCCAGCAGUCCGAUUCCCUUUCCGAAUCAAAGGCCAGCAACCUGACUCCUGUGGUUACCCUGAAACUGGGUUUGAUCUAUCUUGCUCAGAAAGAAAGGAGACAGUGCUAGAGCUACCAAAUUCAGUGAAACUCUUGGUCAAAAAUAUAGAUUAUGUUGCUCAAGUGAUUUAUACAAGUGAUCCACAAGAUUGUCUUCCAAGACAGCUUUCCAACUUCAAUUUAUCUGCUUCUUCAUUCCGGUUUAGGGACAUUGGCCUCUUCAACGAUCAGUCGUCCUUGUUCAACUGUUCAUGGAGAAAAAAUACGUUCUUUCAAAUGCCUUGCCUCAGUGCUCCUGGCUACCAAGUUUAUGUGUUUAGUUCAAGAGUUUCCAUGGACAAUAUUGCUCUUUUGUAUUGUGCUAAGAUGUAUGAUGUUUCACUAGUUCCAGAUGACAUGAUUGAUGGAAAUAAUAUUCUUCAUUUGAAUUGGUCCAUUCCAAGCUGUGGAUCUUGUGCAGCAAAAGGCAAAUUUUGCAGAUUGAAGGCUAACACCACUGAACCUGAAAUUGAAUGUUACGGCAAGCUCAGGCAAAUUAAAUGGUCAUCCGCAAAAUUUGUAGCCACAGGUAUAGUCCUGGUUUUGAUUCUUCUAGUAGUAGUGGGGAUUGUUGUUUACCGCAUCUACAGCUUCAACAGAAUUGAAAAAGAAUAUCAAUCUAAGAUUGAAAAAUUUUUAGAUGAUUAUAAAGCUUUCAAGCCUGCAAGAUAUUCCCAUGCUGAUAUCAAGAGGAUCACAAAUCACUUCAAGGAGGAAUUAGGCCAAGGAGCUUAUGGAACUGUGUUUAAAGGAAAGCUCUCUGAUGAAAUUCUUACAGCCGUUAAGGUUCUCAACAAUUCCCAAGGAAAUGGAGAAGAAUUUGUAAAUGAAGUGGGAACAAUAGGCAAAAUCCACCAUGUCAAUGUGGUUCGCUUGAUUGGAUUUUGUGCUGAUGGAUUCAGACGAGCUCUAGUUUAUGAGUACUUACCAAACACCCUAGAGAAAUUUAUAUCAUCACCAAAUGCUGAGAACCAUUUUCUUGGAUGGAAAAGGCUGGAAGACAUUGCUCUUGGGAUAGCCAAAGGGAUUGAAUAUCUCCACCAAGGAUGCAAUCAGAGAAUCCUCCAUUUUGACAUAAAACCACAUAAUAUCCUGCUGGACCAUAACUUCAAUCCCAAGAUCUCUGAUUUUGGCCUGGCAAAGUUGUGUUCUAAAGAUCAAAGUGCAGUAUCCAUGACAACAGCAAGAGGAACCAUUGGCUACAUUGCUCCUGAAGUGUUCUCAAGGAACUUUGGGAACGUUUCCUACAAGUCAGAUGUUUAUAGUUUUGGAAUGUUGGUGUUAGAAAUGGUUGGAGGAAGGAAGAGUACUGUUGAUGUCAAAGAAAGAACAAGUGAUCAAAUAUACUUUCCAGAAUGGAUUUAUAAUCUUUUGGAAGGAGGAGAAGAUCUAAGGUUGGAAAUUGAUACAGAGGAAGACAAUGGAAUUGCAAAGAAACUUGCAAUAGUGGGUCUUUGGUGCAUUCAAUGGAACCCAGUGCAUCGUCCCUCCAUGAAAACUGUUGUGCAAAUGUUGGAAGGAGAUGGAAGCAAUUUAACAACGCCUGCUAAUCCUUUCACCUCCACAGCUCCUGCUGAGAGAAUUCAUCCUAAGAUUCCAAGUAGAAGUCUUUAUCAAGACUUAGAGAUCAUCAAAGAAACAGAGUAAUUGUUUACUAGUACUAGAUAACAUUCACUAACUAGAAGAACACAUUGUAGCUUUAUUUUCAUUAAUAUAUGGGAAAUUAUUGUUUUA